UCUUUCUCUCUCUUGAGUUUUGGUAUGACUUCUUCUCAAACUCCCACCUUCUUCUCAUUAGUUCACGGAUAAAAUCAUACCUCUACGUUCGUAAAUUCUGCUGUUCGUUCAUUCUGCUUUUUCUUUUUUUCUUAAAGCAGCUUUUUUUUUUGUACUUUCGUUUUGGUUCUUUCUUCGUUUUCUCGGAGGUUACUCAUUGCUUAAAAGCAACAAUCACGAAGUUGAGCAGAUUGGAGCUGCCGGACCACGUUUAUUUUGCUCUGACUCCUCGAGCGGUUUUUCUUAUCGUGAUUUUCCAGGCUUAUAUCUCUGUCCCUCUCUCUCUCUCUCUCUUCGGCUCCCUCUUUAGUGAUCUCUCUUCUUGUUUCAUUAGGGUUUGUCGCCGGUGGACAUUUCUUCCUUCUCGAUUCCAGGUACUGUCUUCCUUUUCAAUUGCAUUGAUUUUCACGAGGGACUGUGCUUUUUUGAAUCAUUGGCAACUGCAAACUCAUUGAGCGAUGUGGAGCAGCUCACAGUUGCUGGACUGUUGCUUUAUUUUUGUUGUGGCUAUAGAAUCAGAAGAUCAUGAGUAAAAUGGGGACUCUUGGACGCAGUGGAAUUAUAAGAAAACCAAAUGAGAGCAUGAGGCUUAUUAUCACAACAUUUGUUGGAGUUGUGUUUGGAUUCUUGGUAGGAGUAUCCUUUCCAACAAUAUCAUUAACUAAGCUGAACUUCCCAUCCAGCCUACUCCCUUCCAUUGAUCUUAGUUACAUUGAAGACAAAAACUCAGGUCGUCCAUCUGAAACAUUUCUGCCCCGUUCCUGGCCUUCACCAAAGUUUAAUAGAAGCAGCUCGUCUCAAGGUCAAAAUUUAAAUGAGACUUCCAAGAUAUGGGUUCCAACAAAUCCCCGAGGUGCAGAAAGACUGCCCCCAGGAAUUGUUGCUUCUGAGUCAGAUCUCUAUCUCCGAAGGUUGUGGGGAAAGCCUAGUGAGGACCUAACCAUCAGGCAAAAGUAUCUUGUAACUUUCACUGUUGGUUAUGAACAAAAGAAUAAUAUUGAUGCAGCAGUUAAAAAGUUUUCAGAAAACUUUACAAUACUGCUGUUCCACUAUGAUGGCCGGACUAGUGAAUGGGAUGAAUUUGAGUGGUCAAAGAGGGCUAUCCAUGUUAGUGCUCGGAAGCAAACUAAAUGGUGGUAUGCCAAACGGUUUCUACACCCUGAUAUUGUGGCUCCAUAUGACUACAUAUUUAUCUGGGAUGAAGAUCUAGGAGUUGAACAUUUUGAUGCUGAAGAAUAUAUAAAACUGGUGAGGAAGCAUGGUUUGGAGAUUUCACAGCCCGGUUUAGAGCCAAACAAUCGGUUAACAUGGCAGAUGACAAAGAGAAGGGGUGACCAAGAAGUUCACAAACAAACGGAAGAGAAACCAGGCUGGUGUCCGGACCCCCAUUUGCCACCAUGUGCAGCAUUUGUUGAAAUUAUGGCACCUGUGUUUUCUCGUGAUGCUUGGCGAUGUGUGUGGCAUAUGAUUCAGAAUGACUUGGUACAUGGAUGGGGGCUCGACUUUGCUUUGAGGAGAUGUGUAGAGCCUGCUCAUGAGAAAAUAGGCGUUGUAGAUGCUCAGUGGAUUGUUCAUCAGACUGUUCCCUCACUUGGGAACCAGGGGGAAACACAGAAUGGGAAGGCACCAUGGCAAGGGGUGAGAGAAAGAUGUAGAAAAGAGUGGACGAUGUUUCAAGGCCGAGUGGCAAAUGCGGAGAAGGCGUAUUACAAAGAAAUUGGAACUGAUCCACCCAAUUCUACCACUUGGUAGUGGGGUAAGAUGGAUAAUAGGAAGAGAAGCUGAAUGACAGCGACAGGAAACCAUGAGCUGAUCAUGUACAGCUACAAAUACCAUUAUGGAUCCAUUUUGCUUAGGAGCUUACUACAUAGAGUCAAGAAGAUAAAAGAACCUCUACCAUAUUUGUAGAUAGUGGAUUCUAUCAAUAAUCAAUAAUCACUUAUUCUUUUUAAAUUUCACAAUCA
Nelumbo nucifera (sacred lotus) is the source of this 2003-nucleotide messenger RNA. RefSeq lists its product as uncharacterized. The record is from RefSeq and is a predicted model, not a curated record. NCBI's taxonomy places the organism in Eukaryota, Viridiplantae, Streptophyta, Magnoliopsida, Proteales, Nelumbonaceae.